Penicillium cinerascens is the source of this 531-nucleotide messenger RNA. Its product is annotated as putative endo-1,4-beta-xylanase. NCBI's taxonomy places the organism in Eukaryota, Fungi, Ascomycota, Eurotiomycetes, Eurotiales, Aspergillaceae. Bases 1 to 531 code for a protein of 176 amino acids. Gene Ontology annotation, cellular component: extracellular region. Gene Ontology annotation, molecular function: hydrolase activity, hydrolyzing O-glycosyl compounds; cellulose binding. The record is from RefSeq and is a predicted model, not a curated record. The transcript has a single exon. Gene Ontology annotation, biological process: carbohydrate metabolic process.
AUGACUCUGCCCUCGGCAAACGCUCUUCUCUCUCGGCAGUCGACGGACUACUCCAACACUGUCGCUGCAUGCGUUGAGACGGACGGCUGCGUCGGCGUCACUAUCUGGGAUUGGACGGACAAAUACUCCUGGGUCCCGGGUACCUUCCCUGGACAAGGUGCUGCGUGCCCCUGGGAUGAUUAUCCGGUGAAGAAGCCUGCUUACACCUGUAUUUUGACUGCUCUGGGUGGCAGUGGGUCGGUGACUACUACUGCCACUGCGGGCUCAACUGCCACGAAAAGCUCGGGGUCCAAUGGCUCGACAGGGGUCGCUCAGCAUUGGGGCCAGUGCGGUGGUCUGGGCUGGACUGGAGCGACGGCUUGUGCCGAUGAAUAUACUUGCACCUAUUCCAAUGACUAUUACUCGCAGUGUAUGUUGUCGAGUAACUCUGAUGGGAUACGGGAGCUUAUCAGAUUGAACCUUACCGGAGUAAUUUUCCUCCAUUAUCGCACCAAUGUUACUUUCGCAUUCAGAAACUAUAAGUGGACAUGA